Messenger RNA from Toxotes jaculatrix (banded archerfish), 2604 nucleotides. RefSeq names its product SLIT and NTRK-like family, member 2 (gene slitrk2). The record is from RefSeq and is a predicted model, not a curated record. NCBI's taxonomy places the organism in Eukaryota, Metazoa, Chordata, Actinopteri, Toxotidae. Bases 1 to 2604 code for a protein of 867 amino acids. Gene Ontology annotation, biological process: axonogenesis; positive regulation of synapse assembly; regulation of presynapse assembly. The transcript has 2 exons. Gene Ontology annotation, molecular function: protein binding. Gene Ontology annotation, cellular component: membrane; glutamatergic synapse.
AUGCUGAGCGGCGUCCUCUUUCUGAGCGUCCUCACGGUCACCAGCCUGUCACCAUCCGAAACGGAGAGCCGCAAAACUUCAGCCUCCAAAGAUAUCUGCAAGACCCGCUGCGCCUGCGAGGAGCGGGAGAACAUACUGAACAUCAACUGUGAGAAUAAAGGAUUUACCACCGUCAGCCAGUUCCAGGCGCCCCCAAAUAAAAUCUCCCAGCUUUUUCUAAAUGGAAACUUCCUGUCACGGCUCGGCGCCAAUGAGUUUGUCAAUUAUGGCAAUGUCACCUCGUUGCAUCUGGGGAAUAACGGCUUGCAGGAGAUUCGAACCGGCGCUUUUAACGGGCUUCGCUUCCUGAAGCGGCUCCACUUGAACAACAACAACCUGGAGGUGAUUAAAGAGGACACCUUUGCAGGGCUGGAGAGUUUGGAGUAUUUACAGGCAGACUAUAAUUACAUCAGCGCCAUAGAGCCCGGCGCUUUCAGUAAGCUGAAUAAACUCAAAGUGCUGAUCCUGAAUGAUAACCUGCUGUUGUCUUUGCCUCCUAAUAUUUUCCGCUUCGUGCUCCUCACCCACUUGGAUUUACGUGGCAACCGGCUCAAGAUGCUGCCGUUUGCCGGGGUUCUGGAGCACAUAGGCGGCAUCAUGGAGAUCCAGCUGGAGGAGAACCCGUGGAAUUGCACCUGUGAUCUGAUUCCUCUCAAAUCCUGGUUAGACACCAUCUCUGUCUUCGUCGGGGACAUAGUGUGUGAGACGCCGUUCAGGCUGCACGGUAAGGACAUCACUCAGCUCAUAAAGCAGGACCUGUGCCCGCGCAGGAAUGCUGGUGAGCGUGUUCACCCCCCCUCUGACUCUCACUUUCAAGGAGCCCUGCCCCCGACAUACCACCCCGGCAUGAUCACCCCCACCCGUGCCCCGAAAGCUUCCCGCCCGCCCAAAAUGCGCUACAGGCCCACCCCUCGCAUCUCGAAGGACAAACAUGUCUUUGGGCCCAUAAUGGUUUACCAGACGCGCUCCCCUGUCCCCAUGCUGUGUCCCAGCGUGUGCGUGUGCACAUCACAAAACCCUGACAGCGGAUUGAACAUCAAUUGCCAAGAGCGGAAGUUGCAUAACAUCAGCGAGCUGAACCCUAAGCCCUCCUACCCAAAGAAACUCCACCUGACCGGUAACUACUUGCAAGUCAUUUACAGAACUGAUCUGACUGAGUACAGCUCUCUGGAGCUGCUCCAUUUAGGAAAUAACAGAAUAGCAGUGAUUCAGGAGGGUGCGUUUGAGAAUCUAACAAACCUCAGACGGCUCUAUCUUAACGGGAAUUACAUUGAAUCCCUUUCUCAAUCACUUUUCGCUGGUCUGCAGUCGCUCCAGUAUCUGUAUUUGGAAUAUAACAUCAUCAAAGACAUUUUACCACAAACAUUUAACUCUUUGCACAACCUGCAGCUGCUGUUUCUGAACAACAACCUGCUAAGAUCGCUUCCUGACAAUGUUUUCGGGGGGACCAUGCUAACAAGACUCAACCUAAGGAAUAACCACUUCUCCUACCUUCCAGUUAAAGGUGUUCUGGACCAGCUGUCAGCAUUUAUCCAGAUAGACCUGCAGGAGAACCCCUGGGACUGCACCUGUGACAUUGUGGCACUGAAAAACUGGAUGGAGCUGUCCAGCACCAGUGUGGUGGUUAACGAGAUCACUUGUGAUUCGCCCUCUAAACACGCAGGUCGCCUGCUGCGCUCGCUUCGUAAUGAGGCCAUCUGCCCCGACUCCCCUUCUUCCUCUUCCUCUUCUUCUUCUUCUUUUAGCUCUGUCAACCCCACUGAAUCCAGACUCCACACCCCUGAGCUACACCCUGAGGUCCCGCUCUCAGUCCUAAUUCUUGGGCUUCUUGUAGUUUUCAUCCUGUCUGUUUGCUUUGGUGCAGGCCUCUUUGUGUUUGUUCUGAAACGGCGCAAAGGGGUGGAACAUGUGCCCACAGGUGCCAACAACCUAGAUCUCAACUCUUUCCAGGUGCAAUAUGGAUCCUACACCCCUGAACCAACCCAAGACAAAACCUCUGAAAGCCACGUGUAUAACUACAUCCCCCCACCUGUGGGCUCCAUGUGCCAAAACCCUAUUUACAUGCAGAAGGAUGGUGAGCAGGUGGCUUAUUACCGCAACCUGAAAGAGCUCAGCUUUGGGACCCUGGACGUAAAGAAGGACGAUGUCCUCACCCGUAGCCCAGGGGCCUACACCAUCAGCACAGUGGAUUUUAUGGAUAAAUCACCAACGUCAUGUGGUUUGACCACACCAGAGCCUCCUGAGAUGCUGUAUCAAAACUUAGGGGAGAGACCCAACAAAGAUCUCCCCACAUCUGCAGGCGCCCCUCCAUUCAAUUACAACUUUUGCACUUUACCCAAGAGACCUUGCAUCGUGCCCCCCUACGAGGCUGCCACAGCCCGGCGGCAUGUCACCAACCAGGACAGGUUGAAUAAAACUGUGCUGUACGGGACCCCCAGGAAAUACUACGGGGCCGAACACCCUUCCAGAAACAAUGAGUACCCACUUCUGCUCCCUGGGAAGCUUAAAACAGAGCCAGACUACCUGGAGGUUCUGGAGAAACAGACUGCGAUGAGCCAACUGUAA